Messenger RNA from Saccharomyces cerevisiae S288C, 3327 nucleotides. RefSeq names its product serine/threonine protein kinase AKL1 (gene AKL1). The record is from RefSeq and is marked reviewed. The transcript has a single exon. Gene Ontology annotation, molecular function: ATP binding; protein serine kinase activity; protein serine/threonine kinase activity. NCBI's taxonomy places the organism in Eukaryota, Fungi, Ascomycota, Saccharomycetes, Saccharomycetales, Saccharomycetaceae. The coding region runs from base 1 to 3327 and encodes 1108 amino acids.
AUGUCGAUCACGAAUGGUACUUCUAGAAGCGUUUCGGCAAUGGGCCAUCCGGCGGUAGAGAGGUACACUCCAGGCCAUAUUGUCUGCGUAGGCACACAUAAAGUUGAAGUGGUAAAUUAUUUAGCAGAAGGUGGCUUUGCUCAAAUUUACGUGGUGAAAUUCCUAGAGUAUCUUAAUGAAUUUGAUAAUACAGCAAGUGUUCCCUUAAAGAUUGGCGAUGUCGCAUGUCUGAAAAGAGUAUUAGUUCAAGAUGAGAAUGGAUUGAACGAGAUGAGAAAUGAAGUGGAGGUAAUGAAGAAAUUGAAAGGGGCCCCAAAUAUAGUACAAUACUUCGAUUCCAACGCCUCUCGCCGUCGUGAUGGCGUUCAAGGAUUUGAGGUUCUUUUGCUAAUGGAAUUGUGUCCAAACAAAUCUUUGCUAGAUUAUAUGAACCAACGAUUGUCAACGAAACUGACAGAAGCUGAAAUUGUGAAAAUUAUGUAUGACGUUGCUCUUUCUAUCUCUCAAAUGCACUACCUUCCUGUGUCCUUGAUCCAUCGCGAUAUCAAGAUUGAAAAUGUCUUGGUAGAUGCCAAAAACAAUUUCAAGCUAGCUGAUUUUGGGUCCACGUCGACAUGUUUCCCAAUUGUCACUACUCAUCAAGAUAUUGCUCUUUUGACUCAAAACAUCUAUGUGCAUACUACUCCGCAGUAUAGGUCCCCUGAAAUGAUUGACCUUUACAGAUGUCUGCCCAUUAACGAAAAAUCAGACAUAUGGGCUUUGGGAGUUUUCCUUUACAAAUUAUUAUUUUUCACCACCCCUUUUGAAAUGACAGGUCAAUUUGCUAUAUUACAUUCCAAAUAUGAAUUUCCUGUCAACAAAUAUUCAUCAAAACUAAUCAACUUAAUCAUUAUCAUGUUGGCGGAAAACCCAAAUUUGAGACCGAACAUUUAUCAAGUAUUAUACCAUUUAUGUGAGAUUUUAAAUGUGGAAGUUCCAAUCGAGGAUAAGUAUGCGGAAGGUGCCUAUAAUUUUUCUAAAUAUACGCAGUUUCAGAAUAAAUUACAAAAUGUUCAAUUGCAAAUGUACCAGCUACAACAAAAGAAAAUUAUGCAGAACAAUAAAUUGAGUGACUCAGAAGAAAACUUACUGAAUGACAUGUUUCUUUCUUCUUUUGAAAUCUCAUCCAAACUUCCCAUGAACGCUAGUGACGGUCAUGCCGCUGUUUCUAGAAUACCAUCUCAAAAUGUCGGCCAAGAACUUGAAGAAGAGAAAGAAAGUCAAUCCGAUCAGAGGAAGUCUACCCUGUCCGAAGAUAAAUCGUCAAGAACAACAUCGAAUGCUAACAGUUCUGGUACAGCCAAUAAUCCUCAAGAAAUCAAUACAAUCCAGUCUCCAGGUAUAGAGGACAAAUCAAUUUUUGAAAAUAAAACUCCUGGAGAGUUAUAUUAUCCAAGCGUGAGCGAAUUAGAUACUUAUUUGGACAAAGAAUUGGUCAAACAAUCAAGUGAUCCGACUAUUUCUGAACAAAGUCCUCGUUUGAAUACCCAAUCACUACCACAGAGGCAAAAGAGCACAAGCUCUUAUUCUUCAGGUGGCAGAUCAAUGAAGAGCACAUCAUAUGGUGCAGCAACGAUCGGGUCAGACGAAGCCUUGGCGAACGAGAAAACUGCUGGUAUUAAUAAGAUGAAACAACAUAAAUCGAAUAAUCCCUUUCCAAAAAUGAAUGUUGCAUACCAUUCUACGAAUGAAUUGAGCAAUGACGCAAGUAACUUUUUCCUGGAAGAACAACAGCAAGGCCAGAGAUAUCAGCAAGCUCAAAAUCAAACAGGUACACAAGGGAAUACCUUUCCAGAUGAAUCUCAGUAUCAAUCUAGAGUUGAACAACAGCAGCAACAACAGGACCAACCCAAAGGACCUGCUAAUUAUAGCCAAAGAAAUUUCUACACUGGGAGGGAUCGGUCCAAUAAACCUAUGCAGUUGGGUGGAACUAUUGCUGGAGAUAGUGGUAAUAGAAGAGUCAACUUUCAGAAUAUUUCUCAAAAUUACGCCACGAACUCCCAGUCAGGAUAUCUCCCAAGUCAAAAUUCCCCAGCAAUUCCAAUGGUGAGACCUGUUAUUUCCAUGAAUCAGCAGCAAGCGCAACAGAUACAAGCCCAGCAAUUGCAGGCACAACAGAUGCAGGCAAAGCAACAGAUGCAAGCCAAGCAGCAGAUGCAAGUUCAGCAACAACUGCAAGUCCAACAGCAAAUGCAAAUUCAAAAUGCAAAUAAUAAUGGUACUUACGUCUCUGAUAGAACAAAUCAUACCACAGAAGAUAUGAGAAAUGCUCAGGGGGGUGAACCUCCAAUUCUUGCAGGAAAUUCUGCAAAUGAACCAAUGCACUCAUCCUCUAAAAAUGAAGCUCUCUUAAUUGAACUAUCUCCAUUAAAAGAAGAUGCAGGAAAGCAAUCUUUCCAAGAUACAAAUGAGCCUCAAACUGGCGGUAUCGAAGAUGCCGGCGGUUCAGGAACUAUCAAAGGCUCGAACAAUAAUCGAAAUGGCGUUUUAAAUUUAAGUUUGAAUGAGAUGGACUUAUCAAGAGAUGAUACUGGUGCUGCUGUCUCCUCCUUUUCAUCGUCUUCAUCGUCUGCAUCAAUUCAACAAGCUAAGCUUUCUGGACGCAAAGGUUCCAGUAAGAGGAACAAUUAUUCAACAGACGAAUUGGGAGAUAGUAUGGUCUCCAGCGAAAGCAUUGAUAUUGAUUUGGAUGAUGCAAGGAGAGGAAAAACAGCUGAAAGAAGACCACUCCAUAAUGAAAGAGGUCAUAAAGACCAGGCAAGAUCAAGUGAUGCUAGUAAGUCUAAUCAAUUCAAAAGCAAGGACUUCAGCAGCGUAUCAACAAGGCAACCGCGGCAGUCAUUGGAUCUGAAUUUCCAGGAAGUAAAUCUGUCUUCACCAACGUUAACUCAAGAGCAUAGAAAUAAAAACGACUCGCCAGCACCAAAUUCACAUCACUCGUAUAGAGUUUCACCUCAUGCUUCCACCGCAAUAACUGAGAAUAAGCGCCACAGUACUGGUCACGAACUGUCAACCCGGUCAAAUGGCAAGCAUGAAACACACAGGACUGGUUCCAAGCAAAGGCACGAUUUGGAAAGAUACCGGCAUUCGAAGGAUAAGGAUAGCAAUAGCAGCAUUACUAUUAGCACCUCAACUCCAUCAGAGAUGAGAAAAUCCUUCGCUAGGGCCCGUCAAUCGCUUGAUUUGGAAAGGGUCCGUCGUGAAGCGAUGGCAAGUAGUGCAUCCAGUAGUGGUGGCAGUAACGGGAAAAGGAGAUCUUUUUUCUCAGUCUUUAGAAGCGAGAAAUGA